Molecule: messenger RNA, 1971 nt
Organism: Aspergillus candidus
Lineage: Eukaryota; Fungi; Ascomycota; Eurotiomycetes; Eurotiales; Aspergillaceae
Product: C2H2 type zinc finger domain protein
Exons: 7
Coding region: 1-1971 (656 amino acids)
Biological process (GO): regulation of transcription by RNA polymerase II; DNA-templated transcription
Cellular component (GO): chromatin
Molecular function (GO): RNA polymerase II cis-regulatory region sequence-specific DNA binding; zinc ion binding; DNA-binding transcription factor activity, RNA polymerase II-specific
Source: RefSeq, a predicted model, not a curated record
AUGAAAACCUUGGUGUGUCGCGUGUGCCAGAAAGCCUUCUCCAAGGCUGAGCAUUUGAGGCCAUUCAUCUGCAGAAAAUGCAACCGACCAUUUGCUCGUCAAGAUGCCCUAGCGAGACACGAGAAAUUACAUACUCGUGUGCCAAUCACCAAGGUGACCCAGAGGCAAGACCCCCAUGACACUCUGUCCCAGACCACCGACGCAGAGACGCUCUCGAGUUGGGAGACCACCAAGGUACCCCUCGAGUCCUCAGCGCCAGUCAAUGUGCCGACUCAAUCGUGGGAAGAGCCGCUGUUCAAUCAGGAUGCGCGAGAGUCAAUAGCUCCGGAUCUGGACUUGGCCCUAAUCUGGCCAGACUCGGAGGACCUGUUUCAAAGUAUCAUAUCGUCUGAUACCACUGACCAAUGGCAAAUGCCUCUGGGAGCGCUCCCCUUCCCACCAGUUGCGCAGGACAUUCACUCGUUGAACCUUGGGUCUCCCAAUUCGUUCGACAAUCGAUGCUCCUCUAUUGGUGCCAUUCCGUCUGGGGGAAGUCGCCAGGCUGUUCGAGAUGUAACGGAGAUGGUAAAUAGCUCGUCCUCGAGUGUGACGGCCGCGGUCAAAGCUACAUCCAUUACAUCUGUCUUCCUAGAUGAAUGUCUGCAUAUGUUUUUUGUGCGAUUCAUCCCUACAUUUCCCAUUCUCCAUCGAGGAACGUUCGUCUUCCGAGAAUGCACCCACCCACUACUCCUUAAUGCAAUGGCCCUUGGGUCUCUGUACUUGGGACCAAAGGACUCUGUUACGAAGGGCGAAGCUCUGUGGCAUCUCGCACACACAGCUGUUGCAACGUCGUCCAGCUUCUCAUCACUGCCCUCCUGGGCCAGAUCUACGGCGCGUUGUCCAAGAAUCAUCCGCACUACGAGCCAGGUCUUCCGGCCGAUGGGCUUCUCCUGGGCGAGACACUGUGGCAUGAUAGAUAGUGCGCCCUUUUCUAUGGACGAUGUUCCAUGUCCAGACACACCUAGUAUCGACAAAGACCACCAAUGGCGUACCUGGGCGGCAAGAGAGAUCCAACAACGUGCCUUGCUUGCCUAUCAUAUCCUAGAUGGUCUUGUAGCCCAGAUGUCUGGUGACGGGACAUCCACGCGGCAUCUAGUCAAUCCACUCAUUCUCUCCAGCGCCGAGGCAGCAUUUGAUGCGAGUAAUCCAGACGAGUGGCUAGCACACAUGCUCAGCCAGAAGACAGAACAGCCUUCAUUCCGACUGGUCUUUCGCUCAUUGUUUCCCCCAGACGGUAGUCUUCAGCCCCUGGACUAUCAACUCUCUGCUCUGGGCCUCCGUGUAGUUCUCGAGGGUCUGCAGUCUCUCGUAUCGGACUUGGACGAGAGUGACUAUGCCGCGGUUGGGGUGCCGGAUCGCUCCAGUGUACGGAAGGCGUUGGCCCAGGUGCAUGAGACUAUCUCUAUGAGCAUUUGCUUGUCUAAUCCUGAAAAGCUGGAGCAUGUCUCUGCGGGUUCUCGAACAACCAAGCCAGGAUUUGACAUCGCCAAGUGGGUCAACACCGAGGACGCUCGGCGAUCUCUCCUCCAUGCAAUUGCAAUUCAGGAUAUAAUCGAGCAGCUCCCUCGGGGCCGAGCGCACGUUAUCCACAUGCCCAGCUCGCUUUUCGCUGCGGCGACCAUUUACGUGGUCUUCUCCCUCGCGGGGGUCGCCACUGUUCAUCUUCCACCCACCAUUGUGUGGCAGGAUGCUCUUUUGACCGGCGCUGAUUUGAGUCUGGGGUCCCACGGCGGCCAAACACUGAUGCGGACCGAAACCAAACGGUUUGUGGAGGAAGGGCAAACGGAUAGUUUACCUGGCGUCGGGGCAGCGCGGAACCUCCUGUACGAAAUGAACUCCAUGCAGAAGCUAUUCCGUUGCUUGAUUUCCCAGUGGGGAAUCGCUCAUGACAUGGAGGAAAUUGUUGACCGAUGGAUCAGCCUUUGCCACUGA